Molecule: messenger RNA, 2447 nt
Organism: Galendromus occidentalis (western predatory mite)
Lineage: Eukaryota; Metazoa; Arthropoda; Arachnida; Mesostigmata; Phytoseiidae
Product: glycogen synthase kinase-3 beta
Exons: 8
Coding region: 393-1613 (406 amino acids)
Biological process (GO): negative regulation of canonical Wnt signaling pathway; regulation of microtubule cytoskeleton organization; positive regulation of proteasomal ubiquitin-dependent protein catabolic process
Cellular component (GO): axon; cytoplasm; cytosol
Molecular function (GO): protein serine/threonine kinase activity; ATP binding
Source: RefSeq, a predicted model, not a curated record
ACUUCGGGAACGACAUUUUGGUGCGUUUGAUUUGGCUGUGUUGAGAGUACUUGAAGUGUUCCGAACGAAGAAGAGCAAUGGACUAGCAGCAUGAAGUCGAAUUUUCUACUCCCGAGAGUUGGAAGUCGAGAGUAUAGCCACUAAUUCAUGGAAGCUUCGCCAUUCCGCCGCUGGGUUUAGGCUGCUGCAGGGAACGACUUGCAGCAGCAACGAUACGGUCAGCCAUCGGGCUCUGCACUCCUCCGCGGGGAGUCAUUGUGCCGGAGUCACCGAAAUCUGUGAGGCACUACGGAGCUUGACAGAGAAUCAGCAGCUAAGCCAAUCUAAAGCAUCUUCUACAGGGGUCCCGAAGGGCGAUCAGUCAGAUCGCGGCCCCGUAUACGCGGUCUGCCAUGGAAGGUGGCCCGACAAUAUCUCAACCCCUGUCCAAAGACAGCAAGUGCACGUCAGUACAGGCUUUCGGAGCGUCGGAGGAUCGCUCUGUAGAAAUCACUUACACAGACCCGAGGGUUAUCGGCAAUGGAUCGUUCGGAGUGGUCUAUCAGGCCCGUAUGGUGGACAACAAUGAUCUCGUCGCAAUCAAAAAGGUUCUGCAAGACAAGCGGUUCAAAAAUCGCGAGCUGCAGAUCAUGCGCAAACUGGAUCACUGCAACAUCGUGAAGCUCAAGUACUAUUUCUACUGUGCGGGAGAACGCAAGGAUGACCUGUUUCUCAAUCUGGUUCUGGAAUUCAUUCCCGAAACAGUUUACCGAGUGGCUCGUCAGUACUCCAAGUCAAAACAGACGAUGCCGAUCGCCUACAUACGGCUGUACAUGUAUCAACUGUUCCGCAGUCUUGCGUACAUCCAUUCAUUGGGGAUCUGUCACCGCGACAUCAAGCCCCAAAACCUCCUCCUUGAUCCCGAAACGGGAGUUCUGAAGUUAUGCGAUUUCGGCUCGGCCAAAAAUCUUGUCAAGGGAGAGCCAAACGUUAGUUACAUUUGCUCUCGUUACUAUCGCGCACCAGAGCUCAUCUUCGGCGCGACCGACUACACGACCAUGAUCGAUGUUUGGUCCGCCGGCUGUGUCCUGGCCGAACUCCUCCUUGGUCAGCCGAUCUUCCCUGGGGAUUCCGGAGUCGAUCAACUCGUCGAAAUCAUCAAAGUUCUCGGUACUCCAAGCAAAGAACAGAUUCGGGAAAUGAACAAGAACUACACCGAGUUCAAAUUUCCACAGAUCAAGGCUCAUCCCUGGGCCAAGGUGUUCCGUUCACGAACUCCGCCGGAUGCAAUCGAGCUCGUGUCGCGCCUCUUGGAAUAUACUCCGUCGACACGUGUUUCACCGCUGGAAGCGUGCGCUCAUCGAUUCUUCGACGAACUUAGACAACCCGAUGUGAAACUCCCCAGUGGAAGAGGAUUGCCACCGCUUUUUAACUUCACUCAACACGAGCUUCAAAUCCAACCACAGUUGAAUCAUGCGCUGAUUCCGGCUCACAUUGCGGCUUCGGGUAGCGGAGGUGGCUCCCCAUCGGGUGAUUCUCCUGGAGCCGGGGCCCAGGCCUCAUCGUCGAACUCUUCUAACUCGGGCCAGGCGAAAGCCGCUACUCAACGUCAAACCAGCGGAGCCAACGAUUAAAUUCCGCCCUGACAGAAAUGAUGGAAUCAUUCAGCGGAUCUCUCCGCAGGGACGGCAAAGCAAAUCUGCGGGAGCAGGGGGAGCAGUUGAUGCUUUAUCGAUGGCGACAGUCAGUUUCAAUCGUGGAGAAGAGGAAGAAGACUACCGCGACGACGACGACGACGAUUAAGAGGAGGAUUACGCGAUGACGGAGUCGACAAUGAGAAUGAUGAUUGUAUAAACGGUAAAACGAACGAUAGACGGAAAGGGAUAAGCAUAGGUGAGAGACGAGCAUCAGCAGCAGCAGCAGCAGUAGCUACUUCGACGACAUCGAGGUGAUGGGGAACUCGUGCGAGAAGAAUGUUCCCCGGUUGAUCUGCCUCAGGUUGAUCGACGCAGCAGCAGCCGCAGCCGCAGCGGCUGGGAGAGAACAUCCCGGCAAGCAAGAAGGAGAAAAAGAGCGUUGGCCAUCCACUUUUAGAAGAGAGGAAAGGAAAACACUUUGUUGAACUGAGUUUAGUUGAACGAGGACGACGAAAUCACCGCAGACGAUGAUGAUGAUCAAUGAUGAUGUGCUGCAGCAUUGAAUAGACUGUAUGCGGAUUGGUUGAAGGAAUAUUUGGUUGUAUUGAUUUAUUUUCGGAGAGCGAGAGGAACCAGACGAGAGAGAGUAAAAGCAAGUCAGAGAACAAUUGAAUGUGAGAGAAACACUCAGAGUUAAGCGAGCGAGUAAUCGUUACGAUAAAAACAAAAAGAAAUUACCUAGUUCCAAAAUACCAAAUUAUUACAUCGUCGAAUCGGGGGCGUGUAGUUGUGAUGGAGGACGGAAUAAAAUAUUCCUGCGGAUCAGAACUA